AUGCAACAAACAACCAAUCAACCGUCGCCUACAACACAACCAACAGUUCAAGUGGAAGCGGGAAGUAGUAGGAAAGGGAAAGGGAAAGGAAAAUCAAAAGGGAAAUCAAUAGCGGUGGAAUCUGAAAAUGCUGACGUUCCACAAUGGUGGACACCGGAGGAGGAAUACGCUUUGAUGGCGGCUUGGUGUGCUACUUCAAAUGAGGAACUUCGUGGAAAUGGAAUGAAAAAAGGAGCUUAUUGGGGGGCGGUGCUCGACAAGUUUCACGCUAUUUUAAGGAAAAAUCUGUAUCGCAACAACGACAUGUUGAGCAGCAAAUGGGGUAUGAUUACUAAGCGGUGCAGCAAAUUCAACGGUAUUUACAACCGGAUUGCGGCGCAACAACAAAGUGGAACCAACGAAUUUGAUUUGUUCAAAGCUGCUAAGGAACAAUAUCGGGUCGAAAUGGGUCAUGUUUUUGAUUUUGAAAAAUCAUGGGAAUUGUUGCGAGCAGAUCCAAAGUGGAAUAAAACGCCUACAUCGUCGGAGGUUCAAUCCAAAAGGUCUCGCAAUUCUAGUUCGGUCGACGUGUCGGACGCACGGACUAACAUCGACCUAAACGCCGAUGACGAUGAGAUCCCGAAUGAUAUCCAAGAGAUAUCCCCACCACGACGACCGCCCGGACGCGACAAAGCGAGGCGCGCUGCAAGACAUGCGGAGGAGGUGGAGACGAGAGCAAAAGAUGCGGCGGAAAUGAGAGCGAAAUUCGACGAACUUAAUUUGUUAAUAAAAGAAAAAAAUGAGUUGAAACGUCGUCAUUUGGAAUUUCUGGAAAGUCAAGCACGGGAGAAGCGGGAGCAAAAAGAGAGGGAACUAAUGACACAACAGUUGUCAAUUCUUCGGACAAGCAAGGAUGGUUUAGCACCUGCUGAUCUAACGGUGCUACAAGCAAUGAAGGAACAAAUUAGGAAAAAAUAUUUGGGUUGA
Lactuca sativa (garden lettuce) is the source of this 966-nucleotide messenger RNA. Lineage: Eukaryota; Viridiplantae; Streptophyta; Magnoliopsida; Asterales; Asteraceae. The record is from RefSeq and is a predicted model, not a curated record.